This is a messenger RNA of Sus scrofa (pig), 3049 nucleotides long. NCBI's taxonomy places the organism in Eukaryota, Metazoa, Chordata, Mammalia, Artiodactyla, Suidae. The record is from RefSeq and is a predicted model, not a curated record.
GCCUAAACACGUUCUCCGGGUUCAAGGGCACAAACUGGGGUGUCUGGUCACCCGGUGUCACCUGGGCACUCUUCCGGGCAGGGAACCGGUCUCCUUGCUCUGUUAAGAACUUGGUAAUGCUUUACAAAGCAGGUGGGAGCACCUAUUUCGUUUGGUCUUCACAUCAACACCCUACGAUAGGAAUUUGAUUUUUAUUUAAGGAUGAAGAUCUGGUCCUGAUGCCUGGUCUUCUGGGACAUACGGGGUGCAAGCUCUAAGAGACCUCGCCCCACGUCAGCUCCACCGCAAGCCUGGGACGAACCUCAGGCACGAUCAGCGCGCCGAUGCAGUGCGCAUGCGUCCUGUGCCCGCCUCCCAGGGCUCUGACUACAACCCCCAGCAUGCACCGGGCGCCGAGACCUUUCAAACUAGCCAAUCCUCAGCCCGCGCCGCAGUUGCCGCGGCGCGUUUAAACCCGGGGCGGAGGCGCGUCGGCCGGGACCGCUCCGGUGACUUCUGACAGCUCUCGCCGCGGCGGGAGGAGCCGGCAGCGACGCGCCUUCGGCCAGCCAGGCCCAGCGGCGGCGAUGGAGGUUCCCGAGGACGGUGUCGUCCUUUUGGCCGAUGAGAAGUUCGACUUCGACCUUUCCUUGUCGUCUUCGAGCGCGAAUGAAGACGACGAGGUCUUUUUUGGACCCAUUGGGCAUAGAGAACGGUGCGUCGCCGCCAGCUUGGAAUUAAAAGAAUUAAACGGCCAGAUUCCCAAGGAGCCGCCGCCGCCGCCAUCUGAAAGCCGCCUGGCUUGGAGCCCUCUCACGGGGGAGAAAUUUGUGGAGGUUUAUAAAGAAGCUCACUUGCUGGCCUUGCAGAUACAAAGCAGCAGCAAAAACCAGGCGGCCCAGGCUGCCAAGCCCGAGGGCCCUGGGAGCCAGGGGGCGGAUGGAUUCAUCCAGGAGUCAGCGUUAAAAAUAAACCUCUUCGAGAAGGAAAACGAAGCGGAGAAAAGCCCCAGGUCCCUGAAGAGGGAGACGUACUGCCUGUCGGCCGGCGCCCCUCCCGGCCUGGGCCUCGGGCAGACGCGGGGCCCACCGGAGCCGAGGCCUGCUCCCCCUCCGAACCAGGCUGGACCGCAGAAGAAGGUCACCAGCAAAUUGCCACCGCCCCGAGCCUCGUCCCAUAGAGGAAAAAGCAUUCCCUGGGCCGUGGAGAAGCCUGUGAAAGAGAGGCCAGCUAGUCUUUCCAGCGUGAAGACCCUACAUGACAAGGAAGCCCUCGGCACCGUGCCCGCCGACAGGCCCCUGGCUGCCCAGGACGUCAGCGGCUUGCCCGCCAGCGGAGGCCCCGCGGUCCCGGGCAAGCGAUCGCUCCCUGUUCCCAACAAGUCCGGGUUGAAGAGAAGCAUGUUCAAACCACCUGGAUGCGCUGGCGGUCUUGCAAGAAAGCCCUCCUCCUCCUCGGGGUCCCUCUCUGGCGGGAGUUCUGGCGCCUGUGCUUCUCCGGUGGCCGGCAAAGCUAAAUCCGGUGACCAUCCAAGCCUUCCCGCGGGCAGCUCCCGGCCAGACCCCGGCCAGUCGGGCAGAACCGGACUCGCCGUGCCGCCGCCGGCUCUGCAGGCGGGCCCUGUGGCCGAGGCCCGCGGGCAGGGCCAGCGUUCCGGGCCUGCCGCGUGGACAGCGGAGCAGCCCAGGGCGCCCAGCAGCGGGCCGCUCGCCCGACCCCACACUCCAGGACAGGGAGGCCCCGGGCUGAGCUCUCACUUGGGUUUGGCACCGUCUUCGCAAACGCAGGCGACGGGGGGCGCCAGAGGGCGUGGUUCCUGUCUGACUUCCAAGACCAAGGUCACGGCUACCCCGACAGACCAGUUUAAAGUUCCCAAGUUUUCUGCUGGUGAACCCCCAGGCGGUGCCACCCCCAGGUCCUCCCGGGCGCAGAGGCCGCAGUCCUGCACGGCCGUGGGAAGGGUCGUGCACAGCACGCCUGCCCGCCGGUCCUUGGCCUCACAGAGCCUCGUGGGCAGCAUGGGGACCCCCGUGAGCGCAAGACGCAUGUCGGCCCUGCCCACGCCUGCCAGCCGUCGUCUCUCCAGCCUGGCACUGGUGACCCCUCAAACCAUGCCCAGAGCACUGGCUUCUCCCCUGUGCGUGUCUGCUCGGCGACUCGCUUCUGAGCCACAGAAAAAAUCUGCAGUAAGGGCCGCCCCAGCGACGGAGCGCCAGGGCCGGGUGGCCUCCGGGCUCUCGGACACGUCGCUGGACGGGAGCUUUUCUCCUGCGUCUGCUGUGCCACAGGCGCUGAGCUUUUCUCCGGAAAAGAGUGACUUUACUUUCUCGAAAAGUAUCGCCACAGAAGCAGCAGCAGCUCUGGGUGACCCGCGGCCACCCGAAGCUCCGCUCCCCGAGGAGGCGGUCCUCGUGGACGUGCAGCUGGAGCAACUCCGCAUCGGCCCGGCAGCCGCGGGCGACCUCCCGCUCAUCGACUUCUGCGCGCCGCCCGAGGCCAGCGCGGCUUUGGGGGCUGGGGGCGGGCCCCUGGUCGACCUCCUGACGAACACCCCAGGCGCGGAGCGGGGGGCUGCGGCCAAGCCCCCCCUCGAGGCGGGGCAGCUCAUAGACUUGUCCUCCCCUCUGAUCCUGCUGAGCCCCGAGGCCGACAAGGAGAACGUGGAGUCGCCGCUUCUCAAGUUCUGAGCAGGACGAGGGCCUUUGCGUUUCCCUCAAGGCCAGUGCCUUCACCACAGGCAGCCCUAGUGUGGCUUUCAACCCUGAGAUAAAGUUGAGAAGAGGUGGUUUUGGCAAAGGUGAAAACACAAACAUCUAAGUGAAGUGGCCAUGCCUGGAGUGGGGCUGUGGGAUCCAGGGUGUUGGCCACCUGAGGUCACUGCUGGCCAGGAGCUCCUGUUCCCACGCCCGCCACACCCGCAGGAGCGAGGAGCUGCAGUGGCUCUAGGUGAAGAAUUUGUUUGGAAUCUUUUGUACGUAAAAUAGCAAGUGGCUAUUUUUAAAAUUAAGUGUGUAUGAAAAGUUAAAUAUUCCAGGUUUAAGUUAAAUUGUAAAAUAAAAUGUAUUAAAGC